UUGUAUAUUUGUGGCAGGAAACCGAGGAAGGUGCAAAUGUAUCACUUGAUUGUGACUUUAACUGUGUUCUUUGUGAUAGAAAAUGGUAUAGUGAUUCGCAACUCCUAAAGCACACGUCACAUACGUGCUUUAUUAAACUUUGCAUUAAUGAAAAACCGUUACAUAUUACCCUGCAGCGGGUCGUUAACCGUCAAUUUGUGGUUUUAACGAUGGAGUCACAAUGCGAGUGCUUCAUGUAUUUUCCUGCCACCCAAAUUUCGAGUAUGUCAGAUGCUGCGAAGUAUACGACUCUUCCGCGGCGAAACCACGUCUACCUCGGGGAGACUGUGCAGUUCCUGCUAGUAAUGCGGUCUCGGAGAGCCGGAGAGAAGGAUGGUGGCUCUGGUAUUCUACCUUGGAAAGACCUAGCGGAUUCUUUGACGGCUCUGGCCAGUGUGUGCGUCGCCGAGAGCGAACUGCAGACACCCGGUGAGUCCCCGGUAGACCUCCGGAGCAGCAGCAGUGAAGACAGUGUGGAAGUGAGAGCCGGGGACAGUGAGGCUCUAACCACAGACAACCGGACCUUUCGACAAUGUAUACCGCUUCUCAGCCACAAUUUCACGCCCAGUGGUGAGAUACAGCUUGGAAGGGAACAAGUGAAGUCUGCUCUGGUGCUGGAUGACCAAGUUAUCUUCUGUCUCACUGUAUCUUUGGAGAAACUGCCAAUCAGCACAAACAAAGCCAAGUUUGUAGUGACUGUAUGGAAGCAGGAGGAGGACAAGGGGGAAUUAAGGGAAUAUGACUGUCUGACUCUUCUGCAGCUCAGGAGUCCAACUCACACCUUCAAACAAAACCUGAGCACCUUCAAGACACAGGUCAGCACCACUCUGGAUGUUCUUCCACCUCCCAGUGUCCAGUGUCAGCAGAUGACCAUCUCUGGAAAACACCUCACUGUCCUCAAGGUGUUGAACAGCUGCUCUCAAGAGGAUAUGUGUGUCAGAGAUGUGAAGAUCCUUCCAAACUAUAACUCAUCAUACCUCCCCAUGAUGCCAGAUGGCUCAGUUCUUAUAGUUGACAAUGUCUGCCACCAAUCAGCGGAGAUCACCAUGACUUCAUUCUGUCGGAUAGACAGCAAAUCAUCACAUUUACCCAGCAUGCUCAGUGCCCUGGAAGAACAGAACUUCCUAUUCCAGCUGCAUUUAGAAGAAAAAAGAGAAGAGGACUCCAGUGAGGGUUUGGAAGUCCCAUUGCUGGCUGUGUUACAAUGGCACACACCAACACUUCCUUUCAUGAGAUACAUCUCUACUUUUUACUCAUUGCCUAGUAUCCGCAUACAUCGUCCUCUGCUGGUGAUGACAGCUUCCAGUCCCACAACUGUUAGCCCUCUGGAGCACUUCUGGGUAAAAUACACACUGCUGAACAACUUGCAGGAUUUCCUGGCCAUUCGUCUGAUAUGGAAUUCUGAGGCUCCUACAAGUCAGCUAGACCACAGUGUGGGAGCAGUGGUGUGCCGGUCUCCCCUCAACAACCUGGGACAGUGUAGAAAAGGUUCUACCCUCUCCUUCACAGUUGCCUUCCAAAUUGUCAGAACAGGACUUUUUGAGAUGAGCCAGCAUAUGAAACUAAAGCUGCAGUUUACAGCCUCUGUGUCCACUUCUCUCAUGGAGCUUAAGUCAUCCCCAAGGAGCUCUCCAUUAUCAUCCAGCCCUGUGCAACAUGAUCUCAGCCAGUCUCAAAGCUUUUCCCACCAACAUCCAUCCAGGUCACGCUACUUCAGGUCAGACGAAGCAAUGGAAUGUCAGGCCAUGACCCCACUUAUAGGAUCUGUGGGCAGAGCCCUCUUCUCAUCCAAUGACCAUUCCCUCAUUCCACUGGCAAAAAUAGCCAAGAGACAGUGUAAGGUGUUAGUGCUGGAACCAAACCUAGAGGCACACAUCAGAUGGCCUGGAGUGGAGGGAUAUACUACAGAUCCAAACAUUCAAGCCCUGUAGUUGUGCCUGGUUGGCUUUUUAACACAGAGCAGCCUCAGGCCCAUUCCAGCCACCAGAGUCUCAUCUUCUGCUUGGAGGAGAUACAUGCUGCAGUCCCUACCUGGAUGGAGUCAUCCAGUAAUGAAUGGAAACAAAUGUAAUUGACCCAAAUGGAGUGGCGACGAUGUCAUGCACAGAGGAGGAGGGAGGAAGGUAGUUGUAGCCUUUUCUAAAAGGAAGUGAUUUCUAUAUUGAGUUUAUUUUUAAAAUAGGACAGAAUUUGAAUGUUGGUAAGACAGUAGACCUGUUGCUUUGGUUGAGUAUAAUUGUCCAUAAGCUCUUUAUUUAUUGAUAAUGUUGGAUUGUAAGUUUGUAGUUCUGUAGAAUAAAUUUUUUUAAUUAAUGUUUAUGUCUUUUGUUUGACCUUUCAUAUUCACUCCAAGUACUGUACUGUAUGUACUCCAGUACAGCAGUUUGUCAGCAGCUUUUACAUUGUAUACUCCUCAUUUUGUUGUUAAAGAACACAAACUCCAAGUGUUCAGCAUAUAUUAAAUAGUGGCUGAAAACGAUUUCAGUGACUUUUAUCUAUAGUGUAAGUCCUCUGUGUCUACAGUAGAAACAACGCCCAGUGCUGCUUUGAAACGGCAAACUAAACUUCAGCUUCUGUUAACAUUUUGUGAGAGAAAAACUUGAAUUACAUUAAUUCAACAACCUUCAUUAUUUGUGAGAAUCAUACAUGUAAGCUGUUAGUGCCUGUUUUUAUCACAGUCAAAUUUUGUUUUUAAGGGCAUGCCAGUUUGACAUGAAAUUACAGAGCAAAGUUGAUGAGUAAGGCUUGUUUUUGUUUUGACACACAGAUUGUGUAUGUUGUCCUCUCUGUGAUGCUUUUGGGCCAGUAUUGUUGGUGUAAUGUAUGUGGAAAAGCCUUCCAUAAAUCACUUUACAUAACUUAAGUACCAUUGCCAGUGCAUGCCUUUUCAUUAAUUUGACCAGGUGCAGUUCAGACUUUUACCAUGUUGAAAGUCGUAUGGAAGUGUCACUUGGUCCAGUCCAGUAAGUUUGUUUUAUUGUCCCUAUCUUUUACAGAAAAUGAGAACGUCUUAAGAGAUGGGCCUGUAAGUGUCAAAGUUAGAUGUUCCACCUUGUUCCAGAACCCUUCUCCAGAAGGCAUUUUCUUUAUCCAUGUGAUCAGCAGCAAACUUCAGUCGUGCUUCUGGGCAUUGUUUCUGGAGAAAGGGGUUCCUUCUUGCAUGGCAGCCUCUUAGCCCAUGGCAAUGUAAAACACACUUGACUGUGGACACCGACAGCUAUGUUUCAGCAAAGUCUAAAUUCAGUGCACAUCUACUUUUUGGUGGUUGACUCUUGACCAUCCAGACAUUUUCUUUUUGAUUAUGACAAUAACACAAUAACACUUUACCAUGCACUUUAUAUAUACAGUAUACAUUUGCUUCAUCAGAUCUCUACUCAGCUUCUUAGACUUUCCCAUUAUAGUGUAUGUGAUGGACUCUAAUGAGUUUAACAAAUGAGCCCUAUUUGAAUUGGCUCAGAGGUCAGCAACUGUAGUCAAUUUUAAUCACUCAUAAGAAAGUAAGAAGUAAUGCCACUGAGAAAAUUUGAAUGAACAACUUUCUACAUCACCAAAACUGAUAUUUUAAGUAACUAUAUAUUUUUUUGACCAAGCAGAUUUUGUCAUAUUUCUAUGACACACGUAAUAAAUCUAUGAAAGAACCAAAAUGCAUGGUUGUUUUUUGUGACAAAAAUGCAUGUGUUUCAAUCAUUCGAUCACAGAGAAUUAGGAGUUGUACGAAUCAUUGGAAUUUGAUUAUCAAAUGGGCACUAUAAUAAGUUAAGACCAUUAAAAUAUUUAAUAAAACUGCAAACAUUAUGGAAUCUGAAACAUAUUUUUGCUAUUCACUUACCUUAUUAAAACAAUAUACAUAAUAAUUACAUGACACAUACGUUUAUAGAACAUUUACUAUUAGAGACAAAAGGGAAAUUCUUGUUUUGUUUUGGGUUUUUUUUACAAUAAUUUUCCAUAUGUGCAUGGUUUAGAUCUGUCUCACAUUGAACUGUCCCCACUUCCUAUGAUAGCUACUACAGUAUGAAAUCCUGUAGUUGAGACUGUACCCGUACCAUAACAUCAGAAAAAGUGUAUUAAACACCAAAAAAUUAAAUCAAAAUGGAAUGAA
Amphiprion ocellaris (clown anemonefish) is the source of this 4138-nucleotide messenger RNA. It is a transcript of the gene trappc14, whose product is annotated as trafficking protein particle complex subunit 14. The coding region runs from base 210 to 1970 and encodes 586 amino acids. Gene Ontology annotation, biological process: cilium assembly. Gene Ontology annotation, molecular function: alpha-tubulin binding. The transcript is spliced from 12 exons. The record is from RefSeq and is a predicted model, not a curated record. Gene Ontology annotation, cellular component: TRAPPII protein complex. NCBI's taxonomy places the organism in Eukaryota, Metazoa, Chordata, Actinopteri, Pomacentridae.